Hyaloscypha bicolor E is the source of this 1565-nucleotide messenger RNA. RefSeq lists its product as uncharacterized. The transcript has 3 exons. NCBI's taxonomy places the organism in Eukaryota, Fungi, Ascomycota, Leotiomycetes, Helotiales, Hyaloscyphaceae. The record is from RefSeq and is a predicted model, not a curated record. Bases 278 to 1384 code for a protein of 368 amino acids.
CCGCUUUGAGAAGCCUCCCAGCUGUGAGUGGGACAUUCGAGCCAUCCAGCAGGAGUCUGCUGAUAAGCCUGAUAUUGCUUGCUGGACCCGAUGCCGAUGAUAAGAAAGCUCCCCCGCCGGCGGCACGGUAUGAUUUUUGAAAAGUUUUCCCGCCCGCAUGCUUCGAGAAGCACGUCGUUGAGAUAUACCUUCAGCGAUCGAAAAGACAUCCGGAAAGCACGUUGGAGCUGAGCGGCUAUUCGAAGCAUUUUGGUGCGAGCACCGAUUGAUAGUCAAGAUGGGUGAUAGUUACUCUUUAGAUGUGACUUUUACAUGGACGGGUACGCCUACGGGUAUGGCUGGCAUCUCAACGAACGGCCCGGAGGCUGUGGAUUUUUCAUGUUACCCCGUCAAUACAUAUCAGGACUUUACCUUCUCCUUCAGUCAGUUGGGUGACGGCUGUCCUUACGAAUAUACAUACGACUCGGUUUACUCGACAUGCGACUAUACUGCGGAUGUGUACAAUAGUCAAACAUGGGACUGUACGUGGACAGUGCCGGUUAUAUCGACGACAAUAGUAGAUGGCGGACCGACGACAGCUCUUACAGGAGUUCCGGCAACGAUCACGGCCCCCCUUCAAUGGGUAACAGUAACGUCCACUCAACAAAUUACAAGCACAUCGACAAGCGUUGUGGACCCUGGCGCGAAGACGGUCACUGUGACUGCCUCCCAAGCGGCUGCGAAAUUAAGAAGGGUCGAAAGUCCGACAUAUGAAGGCGUUACUGGCGGGGAAAAGAUACUUGGGGUGCUGAAAUUAGAGAAGCAGCUCGAUGGGCCGGCAAGCGAUUUAGCCCUUUCCUCCUUUAAUCUGGCGAAAGGAAGAAACAGCACAGAUUCUUGGUUGGAAGAUCGGGAUUCGUGUCUUUCGGAUGAGAUAUUCUGCGGAGUUGGCUGCUGUCUCACCACCCAGAGCUGUAUUGGAGACGGAUCAGUUUCGUGCUGUAAUGGAUUCGAAUGCGUUCCAUUCGAUGCCAGCGCUCCAUUUCUUGAUUUUCUGUAUUGGUCGUGGGAUGGUUUUACGGCCACAUCGAUAAGUGUUUUCACGACGACGACCUAUACAACUGUAAAUCCUCCAGGGGAGACAGUCACUGUAGAUGGGCCAACUUCGACUACAAAUAUCGAUUUCUUCGUUACCAAAGUCGUCACGACCAUAGUCACUUCAACUGAUCCUGUUGUCACGAUCACGAAAUUUCCCAGUAACGUAGUUGGCCCAAGUCGGGGGGUGGGCGGCGGCCAGUGGAGUAACGGAGAAUCAGCAAUAACAGUAACUCCACAGCCCCAGCAAUUGUCAACGGCACUAGUAACGGAAAGCCUCCCUCCACCCUCGGCUUCAAAGUCGGCGUAGGAGUCGGAGUCCCCUUCGCAGUCGCCAUCCUCGCCGCCCUCCUCUUCCUCAUCUUCCGCCGCCGAAGAGAAAACACCGCCCCUCCUCUUCCAGCGAACCCCGAAACCUCAGCCAACAACUCGAAUGCUGGCGCCAUGGGCGGUCGCCCGGUUUCCCAACUCCCCCCUUACACGGCAAACAG